Messenger RNA from Vicia villosa (hairy vetch), 3030 nucleotides. RefSeq lists its product as uncharacterized. The transcript has 6 exons. Bases 1 to 3030 code for a protein of 1009 amino acids. The record is from RefSeq and is a predicted model, not a curated record. Gene Ontology annotation, biological process: DNA integration. Gene Ontology annotation, molecular function: nucleic acid binding. Lineage: Eukaryota; Viridiplantae; Streptophyta; Magnoliopsida; Fabales; Fabaceae.
AUGCAAGGCAUGCAAGGACAACAACCAACCGCUCCUGUUCCUACUCCUCAGGCUGCAGCAGGGCCUGACUUUUGUGCUUUCUUUCGGAUGGAUCCGCCAGAGUUCUUGGGUGGCUUGGAUCCUGUGAUUGCUCAUGAUUGGUUGUACGGCAUGGAGAUGAUAUUUCAGGCCAUUCAGUGCACAGAAGAAGAGAAGGUGAUUUUUGCUGCUCAGAAAAGGAAGGGGCCAACAGGUAGAUGGUGGAAUACGGAGUCUACGUAUUUCACUAACCGAGGGAUUCCAAAGGAUUGGCAACAUUUCAAGACAGCUUUCUUGGAGAAAUACUAUCCCAACAGUGUGCGUGCUUUGAAGGAGCGUGAGUUUCAGUCCUUCAAACAAGGAAACAUGUCGGUGUCUGAAUAUGCUGAGAAGUUUGAGGACAUGGCUGCCUAUUCCAGACAAGCAGCUUAUGCACCAGAUGAGUUGUGGAAGAUUGAUCAGUUCCUCAUGGGGCUGAAUGCUGAUAUUGUACACAGUGUGUCUCAAAGGGAGUUUACCACCUAUGCUGAGUGUUUGAGGCAAUGCUAUGUUGCUGAGAACACGUUGAAGAGAGUUCAAGAUGAAAGAGAACAGAAUAAGCCGGUUCGUAGGGAACAAGGAAGGUCGGGACAACAAUUGAAACCCCGCAAUUCUCCAGCUAUGAAGAAACAGGUUUAUGGGGAUCGUUCUAGCCAACCUCCUCAGUGUGGAAAGUGCAAUAGGAGGCACUAUGGGAAUUGCUCAUUAGAUGCAAAGAAGUGUUUCAAGUAUGGAAUGACGGGUCACUUUGCGAAGUAUUGUACAACCCCAGAUGUUCCGGAAAAGACUAAAGGGCGUGUUUACACCUUGGAUGCUAGGAAGGCUCAAGGAAACACCAAUCUUGUUGCUGGUACGUGUUAUGUCAAUAAUCAGCCCUUGUUUGUUUUAGUAGAUUGUGGAGCGACACAUUCUUUUAUCUCUUAUCAUUGUGUGCGGAGGCUUGGUUUUGAGACAAGCUUGCUUCCAAAUCCUAUGGUUAUUUCAUCGGCUACUGAUGAUGUAGUAGAAACUCGAGAAAUUUGCAAGGAGUGUUCUAUUACCUUCAAUGGUCGUAGAUUCUUGAUUGAUCUCAUUUGUCUACCUCUUAAGAAGAUCGAUGUAGUACUUGGUAUGGACUGGUUGUCAGCUAACUCGGUGUACAUCGGUUGUAAAGAGAAGGCUAUCUUCAUUCAUGCUGAGGAGACUACACCAACCGAUGCCAUUGAACAUCUUCUUGAAGGUACAGUUAACAUGAUCAAUUACCUUUUUGCUCAAGAGAAGUCUUUCCUUUUGGUUCUUACGUCAGACUCCAAGGACAAGAAGAGUGUAUUGGAGAUUCCGGUUGUGUGUGAAUUUUCCGAUGACGAGAUACGGUCAUUACGAGUUCUUGGUUAUGCCAUUCGGGGUAACCAGUGCUCCUGCCGUCUUUAUGGAUUACAUGAACCGAGUGUUCCAACCGUAUUUGGACCAGUUCGUGUUAAGUUUCUUGGACAUGUCAUAUCUGGCGGCGGCGUGGCUGUAGACCCUUCAAAGGUAGAAGCAGUGAUAAAUUGGGAACGACCCAAGAAUGCAACUGAGGUCCGUAGUUUCCUAGGCUUGGCAGGUUACUAUCGGAGGUUCAUCAUGGGAUUUUCCAAGCUAGCAUUACCUUUGACCAAGCUUACAAGGAAGGAAGUUUCAUUCGAAUGGAAUUCAGAAUGUGAGAAGAGUUUUCAGAAACUCAAGGAGAAAUUGACUACUGCUCCAGUGUUGGUGAUUCCUGAUCCAAAUCGAUCUUACGAAGUGUUCUGUGAUGCUUCUAAGAAAGGCUUGGGUGGAGUGUUGAUGCAAGACGGACAGGUUGUAGCUUAUGCAUCUAGACAGUUGAGAUCUCAUGAAGAGAAUUAUCCUACUCAUGACCUCGAACUCGCUGCAAUUGUGUUCGCGCUCAAGGAACUUAACAUGCGCCAAAGGAGAUGGAUGGAGUACUUGAAGGACUUUGACUUUGAUUUGAAGUACCAUCCCGGUAAAGCUAAUAAGGUAGCGGAUGCCUUGAGUAGAAAAGAGAUAAAAGUUGCAGAGCUGAUGAUGUUGGAGUUUGGCCUUAUGGAGAAGUUCAGAAAUUUGAACUUACAAUUUGAGUGGGCACCAACGGGUGUGUUGAUGAGUAACUUGCGUAUUGAGAAUGAGUUACGGGAAAGGAUCCGUCAAGCACAGUGGAAUGAUGUAGAAUUGCAGGCUAAAGCAAACCUUCCAGAUUUCGUUCGUACAUCUGAUGGACUCAUUCUUUUUGGACGGAGGAUGUGUGUGCCAAAUGACGCGGAGUUAGGGAGUAUAUCCAUGGACUUUAUUGUGGGACUACCACGGGUAUUAGGUGGGCAUGACUCGAUAUGGGUGAUAGUGGACCGUUUGACUAAGUCCGCGCAUUUCCUACCGGUUAAGACAACUCACAAGGUUUCUCACCUUGCGAGGCUUUUUGUAGUGGAGAUUGUGAGAUUGCACGGUGUACCUUCUAGCAUUGUGUCGGAUAGAGAUCCGAAGUUCACUUCCCGAUUUUGGAAAGCUUUUCAUCAAGAAAUGGGUACAAAUCUGAAUUUGAGCACUUCUAACCACCCCCAGACAGAUGGACAAACAGAAAGGACUAUUCAAACCAUUGAAGAUAUGCUGAGGGCAUGUAUCUUGGAAGUUGGUGGAAGUUGGAAAGAUAACUUACCUUUGAUAGAAUUCGCGUAUAACAACAGUUAUCAUGCGAGUAUCGGUAUGGCCCCAUACGAAGCCUUGUAUGGAAGGAAGUGUCGAUCACCUUUAUGUUGGUCUGAAUUGCGGAAGUUUGUGCCGGAGUCAUUUCAUCCUAUCCUACCAGAUACAAUUGAAGUAGAACCAGAUCUUUCUUUCCAACCGCAACCUCGUAUCUUAGAGUAUGCUAGCAAUUCGUUGAGAAGUAAAGAGAUACCUCUCGUGAAGGUGUUGUGGGAAGAGUCGCGUCCUGACGAAGCCACUUGGGAGCUCGAAUAA